AUGACAAAGAAGAGAAAGUCUCGAGCCAGGAAAUCUAGUGUUUCGAACGGGGUUUCGAAGUCACAGACGUCGCCGGCAGACCAUGAAUUAAGUCCUACUUCGCAAGCCAAUCAAGUAGAGUCUGAGGAAGAACAGACGGAACAGUCAGACAAUGCAAACGUUUUAGAAUCUCAAAAUUCACCUGUAUUUGUGAGGGAUAACAAUGUCGAUCAGUCCGAAAAUACGACGGAUGUUGUUCAAUUGCAAAGCCCAUUAUCUGUCGCUUCUGGCGAGGCUACGACGAGUUUUGCUUCAAGAGAAGGGCAAAUAGAUUAAGAACAACGACAGCUUGAGGUGGGUCUGAGUCAAAUUGCUUCUUUUUCGAAGAAAAACCCAGUUUUAUCGCCUUUAGCAGCUGUUUUUGAGUCUAACAUUAAUAAAAUUCGCGAUAAAAACACGGAAAAAUUAUCGACACGCGUGGGCGCCACGCAAAGUAUUUCCGCGCGUGAUAAUAUUCGUGAAGUGAACACGGUCGAACAAACACGCGUGAAACCCACGCGCAGCGAUCCCGCGAGGGAAAAUAACGCUCGGUUAGUGAGUUAUGAGGAAAAUGGGGCUGGCGCAUCGAGUUCAUUUGAUUCAAUGUGGGCAGAAAGAUGGCGCGAACUGGAAGAAAUAGAAAACGCGCGUAGAAAGGAAUUAGAUAAACAAAUGCAUGAUGCAAAACUUAAAUUAGAAAUGGAAAUGAAUCGAGCUAAAGCAGAGCAUGAAAUACUAGUGAAGCGAAGGGAAAUAGAGCGACAACAAGCCGAAUUACGUCAGUUAGAAGAAAUGUAUGGUGCUAGUACCAGGCCCCUACAAAGAGAUAAGGAUAGCAGGAGUGGCAAUGACAAUGUUCCGAUUAUCGCAGUCAACAACCUCAAAAUACAAGUAUUAGUGAUACCAUCCCACAAAAUCCACUGCACGAAAGUCCAGGUCAAUUACAAUAUUUAUUAGAAAGACAACAAAAUACGAUGGACGAGGUAGUCAGAGGCCUGCGAAUGCCACAGCGGGAGUAUAUGAGUUUUUAUGGUGAACCACGAAACUUUCCACUAUUCAUAAAAAAUUUCGAAGUAAAUGUAGAGAGUAAAGAAAGCAAUGAUGCAGAUCGACUCAACUACCUGAUUCAAUACUGCAAAGGAAAGGCGAGGCAAGCAAUAGAACAUUGCAUCAUCAUGCCGCCAGAAGAGGGAUACAAACGUGCGAAAGAAAUACUGAGAAAAAACUUUGGUCGAAAUCAUGUAGUAACCACAAUCCUUCCUGGAUAA
This is a messenger RNA of Paramuricea clavata, 1286 nucleotides long. The record is from the annotation of a GenBank genome assembly. Lineage: Eukaryota; Metazoa; Cnidaria; Anthozoa; Malacalcyonacea; Plexauridae.